AUACCAUAUUGUCAAUUGUCAUCUCAUUACGACGAUUGAAGUUUGAACCUUGAAAACAAUCUUUUUGUGUAUCUGUCAAGUUAAAGGUGCAGGCUUUUCACCAUGGGUCGCGUACGUACUAAAACUGUCAAAAAAGCUGCAAAAAUUAUUAUUGAAAAAUACUACACCAGACUCACAUUAGAUUUUGAUACAAACAAGAGGAUAUGUGAAGAAAUUGCUAUCAUACCCACCAAGCCUCUUCGUAACAAAAUUGCUGGCUUUGCCACCCAUUUAAUGAGACGUCUUAGACAUUCCCAAGUCCGUGGUAUCUCCAUCAAAUUGCAAGAAGAGGAGCGUGAAAGACGUGAUAACUAUGUUCCUGAGGUCUCCGCCUUGGAACAUGAUAUCAUUGAAGUUGAUCCUGACACCAAGGACAUGUUGAAAAUGUUAGAUUUUAACAACAUUAACGGCCUUCAACUCACCCAACCUGCUACACAAGGUGGAUAUGGUGGUAGACGUAAUUAAGGAUAAUAAAUAUUAAUAAAAUA
Pieris rapae (cabbage white) is the source of this 527-nucleotide messenger RNA. It is a transcript of the gene RpS17, whose product is annotated as 40S ribosomal protein S17. The transcript has 3 exons. Gene Ontology annotation, biological process: translation. The coding region runs from base 103 to 504 and encodes 133 amino acids. Lineage: Eukaryota; Metazoa; Arthropoda; Insecta; Lepidoptera; Pieridae. Gene Ontology annotation, molecular function: structural constituent of ribosome. The record is from RefSeq and is a predicted model, not a curated record. Gene Ontology annotation, cellular component: ribosome.